Messenger RNA from Acaulospora morrowiae, 3171 nucleotides. Lineage: Eukaryota; Fungi; Glomeromycota; Glomeromycetes; Diversisporales; Acaulosporaceae. The record is from the annotation of a GenBank genome assembly.
AUGGAAAUGGAAAUCAGUCAGGAUCUCACCGAUCGUUCCCUGGCCUUGAGGCGUUCCCAGAGGAUACGUUCCAGGGACGAAAGGAGACGACGUGAAGAAAUGGAGCGUAAAGAAAUUGAAGAACGCAAAACCCUGAUGCGUGUACCAAAGCGUCUCACAAAACAUCCCGUUCGCAAAUCUCCUGCCAAUUCUUCCACCACCACCGUGCCACCCAAGAAGAAAAAACUUUACGAUUGCGGCUUAUCACAACAAAACACUUCAACCGCUCACCUUUCCAAUCUUCCUCUGGAUAUUUUGUUAUACAUGUUGGAAUUCCUGGGACCAUCUCUUGCGACCAUGGAGCGAGCCUCAAAAUCAUUUCAUCGCAUCAUUCGUGGUCAACACAGCCCAUAUAGAUUUCUAUAUUACAAAUUAUUGGCAACGUAUUGUCCGAAUGAUGGGGUUUCAAUCUUUGAGAAUGGCGAACACGAACACGCGAUCCACGCAACAGUUCUGCCGAAAAUAUACAAGACCCUCGUUAAGAAGGAGUCCAAGGAGUGCAAAGUGUCCAAUUGGAAAAUUCAGUUUGUGGAAUCACAUAAAUAUUAUGUCACCCAGGUAUGCACAAUUUGUGGUGAGGCCGGUGACCCGAUUCCGGUUUGGGAAGUGCGUUUGUGUAGGUUCUGUGUCGUCAGGCAAUUGAUUAACAAGAGCGCGUUGCCUGCAUUUUCCCUAACUUCAAAAGAGAUCGAGGUGCUCAAGCCGUGGAAGACCUAUGUGUAUGACCUCGGCAUGCACUGCACCUUUUACCUUCGUGCUCAUCUUGAUCAUCUCCGACGGCAAAAGUUCUCGGAUCCGCAAGCCGUUCUGGAUGCUAAUGUGAGCAAACGUCAGGCCGAAAGGUUUGGCAAGGAAAACGCCAAACGCAAGAGAAAACAAAGGGAACAAGAGGAAUCGUUUACAGAACGAACUUCGGCCAUUCUUCGAUGCUUCGAAGAACUCCGCUUAAAACGAGAUUUAUCCGUCAUGGACGAAUGGUGGUUUCCAAAGGAACUCAAGUUGGAAAUACAUGAGUAUAUCUCCAACAAGACCAACAACAGUUUGGCUCGCAAGCGCCUCCGUCUAUCCAUUGAACAAGACAUCAGCAAUUCGAACACUCCGUCACCAUCGCCGUUGGCCAAAAGCAAGUCUCUACAUAAAAAUCUGGACGAGAUAAUGACCGAGUUACGUCAUGUGGUGGUCCCACGUGUCGAAAGACUGAUGGAGCUAAACAGUAGGCUGUUCGGUGAUGGUAUUGCCAUUGAUAAGUUGCGGAUGGAUCUGGAUCUCAAGACGCGAAGGAUCUACGAUGACUUUGUGCUAGGCGGAUUGCCUUACGAGCACCAGCUGACAGUCUCGAGGACGCGCAGUGAGAUUCUCAAUUAUUUCAAACGCGAAGAAGCCUUCGAAUCCUCCAUCACAAACACUUUUCGAACCUCCGUUACACCUGAAGAUUUUCUGUGCGUGUCUAUUGAUCCAAAGAGAUUCCUACAGGAUGCUCGUGAGUGGUGGGCUCGCCGCGGAAAGAAACCGCCGCCAGAAAAAUGCGGAGAGUUAUACCUCGCCCGUGUUCGUAAGCGUCAAUUGCGAUUUAGAAACGAUGUGUCUUCGCUGAAAACUCAAGAGAAUUGGAGACGGGAGUUGCUGGAGCGAAAAUUACGUGAAAAGGUUGACUGGUAUUUCACCGAUUUACCUAGAUACAUAGCUGAGUUGAAAAAUCUAUACGAACGUAAUUUUAUACGGCGGAUGAAAAGCAAGGAAUAUUGCUUGAUGAAGGGUUUGUCAUCACAGUACGACAUGGAAGAACCGCCAGAAAGGUUGAAGAUGAUGUAUGGCGACUACGAAGAUUUCAUAAAGAACUGUAAUGGGUUCUGCUCGACUGACGAUGGUUAUUGCGGUUGCCUGGAAUAUGCCGCAAAAGAUAUAAUCAGAGCGAAUACGGUAUUAAGACGAAGGGACUGGAUGGACGCACAACUGAGGAAAUUCCAAGAGAUCGAGUACCGCGGUCCUGAUUACUUGUUGUGUCCCGAGGCCAAGGAAGAAUAUCAUUAUGCUGCUAGAAAUGUAUCCGUUCCAAAACGAGCUGCGGUAAUGUACAUUUGCCGUGCCGAACGGUUUAUGCGACGACUUAUUCGCGAGGUUCCAUCUUUCGCCACAGAAUUAAUCACCGCGGAGGCGCGUGAUUGGUACAAACGUUUCCUCGGCAUCGUCUCAGAUUUCUAUGAUCCUCCACGUCGCCCUUGUUCAUGGACGGCAUUCACAACCCAUUGCUAUUACUACGAAGUUCACAACAAUACGAUGGACCGCCCGGAAAUUGAUUACACCAUACAAAAGAUCCGAGAGUGUGAGAGUAAUCGCAUAAGUCGUUUAACACAAGCUGAUUGCGUGGCCAAGCAGGCACGAUUGAGUCCAAGUUUCUGGAACAAGUCGAUGGUCAAAAGGCCGAUGGACGGCGUCUCAUUUGCGACCAGAGUUAGGUGGAUAGCUUCAAACGGCUGGUUCUCGUUGAACCAAUUGGCUCAGGCUUGGAUUUAUGAUGAAGAGCAAGCUCCGUUGAGUCAGCUGGAACCUUAUAUCAAAGAGAAGGUCAAACAGAUGGAGAGGGAACGGCGUAAAGAGGAAAUCACGUCAAGGAUCAAGGAUGAUCCCGAAUAUCAAAAGAUUUUCAAGGAAAUUGACGAGGAUGCCGAGUUUUUCUUGCGUGCUACCUACGAGAUUAACACCAUCUACAAGGUGUCCAACCUUUAUAAAGCUCAUGUUGAAGAUGUAAAACCGGGAAUCGACCCCGCGAGAGUUGUGCGACAGGUCAUUGAUCUCAUCAGAGAUGUCAAAACCGGGGUCAUCAGCAAGAGUAGCUUGUUCGUUUCCGAUCGGGAAAAGUUGGCUGAAGAGGAAGACGACAAUGAUGACGACAACAAUGGUGCCAUCGUUAACAAUGGCACCGUCGGUAAUGCUGGUGUUCACAUAAAUAACAAUGUCAUUCCUGCGAUCACGAACGCGACAAAUAUUAAUGGCACUGGUGUUGUGCAAGCCGUGGGCAGCAACGCCAUUCCUGCGAACAUACCACCACCAAACCCUUCGGUGAACGCAAUAAUUCAGGGCAUUCAAAUAAUGCAAGCGAGAGGAGGCGCCGCGGCGUCUACCAAUCCUUAA